Dama dama (fallow deer) is the source of this 1407-nucleotide messenger RNA. RefSeq names its product solute carrier family 17 member 1 (gene SLC17A1). Gene Ontology annotation, molecular function: transmembrane transporter activity. Bases 1 to 1407 code for a protein of 468 amino acids. The transcript is spliced from 11 exons. NCBI's taxonomy places the organism in Eukaryota, Metazoa, Chordata, Mammalia, Artiodactyla, Cervidae. Gene Ontology annotation, biological process: monoatomic anion transport; transmembrane transport. The record is from RefSeq and is a predicted model, not a curated record.
AUGCAAGUGGAUAACCAGGUCUCUCCAGGGAAAGUUCCAUACUUUUGUUCCAUUCGUUAUGGAAUUGCUGUCUUCCUGCUCCUCUGUAAUGUUAUAGUAAUGUCACAGCGUGUAUGUAUGAGCCUCACGAUGAUAGCCAUGGUGAACAGCACGGAGCCACAUGGUUUGUCCAACACCUCCACAAAGGAGCUCCAGGAUAACAUAAAGAACCCUGUGUAUAACUGGAGCACUGACAUGCAGGGGAUCAUGUUAAGUUCCAUCUUCUAUGGUAUACUCAUCAGCCAAAUUCCUUCAGGAUAUUUAUCUGGAAUAUACUCUUUAAAGAAAAUGAUUGGUUUUGCAUUAUUUCUCAGCUCUCUAUUUACCCUGCUCCUCCCACUCGCAGCUGAACUUGGAGAAAUUUGGGUCAUUAUAUGCCGAGUAAUCAAGGGAAUGUUCCAGGGGAUAACCUUAACAACUCAGCAAGUAAUAUGGAUCAAGUGGGCUCCUCCCUUGGAACUAACGCGACUUACUUCUCUGAGUAUGUCAGGACUUCUACUAGGACCCUGUGUUGUCCUGCUUAUCACUGGAUUCAUCUGUGACUCCCUGGGAUGGCCCAUGGUCUUUUAUAUUUUUGGUGCUUGUGGCUGCGCCUUAAGUGUUCUCUGGUUCAUUCUGUUUUAUGAGGACCCAAAGGACCACCCAUAUAUAAGCAUCAGAGAGAAGGAAUACAUCACAUCCGCUCUCACCCAGCAGGUCAGCUCAAGUACACCCAUCAAAGUGCCCAUCAAAGCUAUGCUGAAGUCUGCUCCACUCUGGGUCAUUUCCCUCUGUGGUUUUGCUUUUUUCUGGUCAAAUACCUUCCUGAGUAUUUAUACACCAAUAUAUAUUGACUACAAGCUUCAUGUCGAUGUAAAAGAGAAUGGGCUGCUGUCUUCUAUCCCCCAUUUGUUUGCCUGGAUUUUUGCUGUCCUAGCAGGUUAUAUGGCAGACAUCUUCCAGACCAGGAAUACUUUCAGUCUAGUCACCAUCCGGAAACUCUUCACCUCGCUAGGACUUCUCCUGCCUUCCCUCUUCAGCCUCUGCCUGCUUUACCUGAGUUCCAGCUUCUAUAGCACUGUAAUUUUCCUGAUACUUGCUAAUUCAACAGGAAGCUUUGCUAUGGGUGGACUAGUGAUAAAUAUCGUGGAUAUCGCUCCCAGAUAUUAUGGAUUUCUUAGAGGAAUUACAAAUGUAAUUGGACUAACAGGAGGACUCAUUUCUUCCACUGUGAUUGGAAUCAUCCUUAGUGAGGAUGCAGAAUCUCCCUGGCUUAAAAUCUUCCUCCUGAUGAUAGGCAAUAACAUGAUAAGCCUAAUCUUCUACCUUAUAUUUGCUAAAGCAGAAGUUCAAGACUGGGCUAAAGAAAGACAAAACACCUAUCUCUGA